Molecule: messenger RNA, 2026 nt
Organism: Mytilus californianus (California mussel)
Lineage: Eukaryota; Metazoa; Mollusca; Bivalvia; Mytilida; Mytilidae
Exons: 10
Coding region: 128-2014 (628 amino acids)
Biological process (GO): microtubule anchoring
Cellular component (GO): sperm flagellum; ciliary basal body; centriole
Molecular function (GO): microtubule binding
Source: RefSeq, a predicted model, not a curated record
ACCUUGGUCAUCACAAAGACGUUAACGUCACAUUGUUGAGCCGGUAACGAAGGGAGUUCAACGAAGUAAAUGCGGGUGAGGGAGGAAAAAAAUUCAACGACUUUUUUUUUUCGCGUACCGAUGAGGAAUGUCCAGCUCUAAAAUUACUGUCGUGGUUGAUCCAGUGAAGAAUCCAAGGGGUAUUCCUCAUUUUGAAGCGAAGAACUUUAAAUCGAAGAAAAUAGACAGUGUAUCCGAAUACCAGGCGGUCUACAGAAAAUGGCCAUUCCAGAAACCAAGAACAAAUAUACGCCCAAAGAGCAACAAAUACGACGUCGCAGCCCCAAUGAAGUCGGAUACAACUUACAGAAUGGACUUUGCUCAGCCAAAGUUGACAAGUCGUAAGAAAAAAGAGAAAAAAAAGCUGAAGGAAAAUGAGCAAUAUAAAUAUCUACAAGAUGAGGUCAAUCGUAGGGAAAAAGCAGAUAGAAAAACUACAUAUGCUUCAGAGUUUGGUCCUAAAGAGGUCAAACAGAGAAAACCAUUCACAAUCGGUGGGGAACAGAGUUACAGACCACCAAACUAUAAAUUCACCUGCCAGUCAAUGUAUCAGUUAUCAUAUCUGACUUACAGCCCUGAUGUCAUAAAAAAAUGUCGUCCAAAUAUGAUAAUCCCACAAUCAAUGCUUCAUUCAAAUGUUGAUCGCUUGAUGUCAGAGACUUUCCCAAAUCAUGAGGAAAAAAGUAAAGAUAACCCCGAGAAAAAACCCAGUCAUUCCAAAGAAAAACCCAGUAAUCCACAACCUGAAGAAGACGUCGCAAUAAACCAGAAAACUCAGGAGAAUGAUUCCAGCCAAGUUCCUGAACAAAAAAAGGGGGAACUAGUAAUGAUCUCAACCUUUAUGGCUGAUUACAAACCAAACUGGAACGUCAAGAAAAGAACAUUAUGUAAACCGGAGGAGACGAACUACAGGGAUGAUGUCACAAAAUUUGAUGGAACCACCACACAGAAUUCGGUAUUCAAGGAAUGGCCCGUCAGUAAACCAGAGGUCCCCUUGUGGGCAAAGAAACCUGUAUACAAACAGCCAAUGGAAGGCAUGGCAUUAAAUAGUACAUACUCUAUGGACUUUGCUGAUCCUAAAGUGAUAAAAGCUGUAGCUUCUAUGAAACCACCGCCCAGGAAUGAGGACAUUAUAAAACCAAGUGGAGAUGGUUCAAUGUUUAAACCUUCAUCAACGUACAACAACACCUUUAAAGAAUGGAAUGGAGCAAAACCUGCAAAAACAUUCCUUGUCAAGAGUGUAUACAAUCCUCCUAAAGACAAAAUGGAUUUUGAAUCAACACAUAGAAAAUGUUACACAGGACAACUAGCACAGAAGGCAGAAAUAAUAAGACAUUCCUCAGAACACAGACAGCUGAAUAAAGAUGGCAAAUUAUGCUUCCAGACCACAUACCGGGAAGCAUACAAAGACAAUCGUCCAAAGAGCUGCCCUGGAUCAGGAGGAGGGAAAAUGCCAGCUGGGGUCAAGACUGCAUGGCAGGAAGACUUGUCGUCAAAGAAGGAGUUGAAUGAAUCACAAGAUAAGGACAUUAUAAAAUCUAGUGGAGAUGGUCCAAUGUUUAAACCUUCAUCAACGUACAACAACAGUUUUAAAGAAUGGAAUGGAGCACAACCUGCAAAAUCAUUCCUUGUUAAAAGUGUAUACAAUCCCCCUAAAGACAAAAUGGAUUUUGAAUCAACACAUAAGAAAUAUUACACAGGACAACUAGCACAGAAGGCAGAAAUAAUAAGACAUUCCUCAGAACACAGACAGCUGAAUAAAGAUGGCAAAUUAUGCUUCCAGACCACAUACAAUGCAACAUACAAAGACCAUCGUCCAAAGAGCUGCCCUGGAUCGGGAAGAGGGAAAAUGCCAGUUGGGGUCAAGACUGCAUGGCAGGAAGACUUGUCGUCAAAGAAGGAGUUGAAUGAAUCACAUGAUUCCGGGAUUGAUAUGAUCGAAUGUGAUAAUAAAAAAGAAGAGGAAGAUAAAUAGAUUUUAUUUUGA